Plutella xylostella (diamondback moth) is the source of this 1404-nucleotide messenger RNA. RefSeq names its product G-protein coupled receptor Mth. Gene Ontology annotation, biological process: cell surface receptor signaling pathway; G protein-coupled receptor signaling pathway. Gene Ontology annotation, molecular function: G protein-coupled peptide receptor activity. The record is from RefSeq and is a predicted model, not a curated record. Lineage: Eukaryota; Metazoa; Arthropoda; Insecta; Lepidoptera; Plutellidae. Gene Ontology annotation, cellular component: plasma membrane.
UUCAGCUCAGUCAGUAGGUCUCGCGAACCAACAUGCGUCGCACGCGCACUCUCACAACCAACACUCUCGCGUGUUAACGAAAGUUCCAUAUCUCCGCGAAGUUUUUAUUAAACAAACAUGCUUAUCACUGUGCUAACAGGUGCGUUUUUAGCUAUAGUUACACACACAAGUGCAAGUGAAACUCUGAAAUGUUGUCCAGAAGGCAGCUUUACGCGCCGAAACUCAACCGGCAACCCGUAUUGCUUCGAUCCUGUGGCGAAAAGGAAAGUGGAAGUGUCGCUGCGGUGUGACGUCAUAAGUGUGUUGCACGAAUCAACGAACUUUUCAGUGAAUGAGCGCGGACAGCUGGAGCUGUGGGACGACGAGCACCGGUAUCCCGCUAAGGAGCCCGGCACGUUCUGUCUGGGCGUGCUGAAGCCGCCCGGGCGCAACGCGACGGCGGCGGCGGCGGCGUGCCUCGAGCCCGCGCCGCCCGCGCUGGUCAGCCAGGAGGUCGAGGGGUUCUGCUUCUGGGUGUCUGCGGCGUUUCUGGCUCUUACCACCGCCAUAUACCUCUGUCUCCCGGAGCUCAGGGAUUUCGAAGGAUGGAGUAUCAUCAACCUCUGCGGCAGUCUGGGAGCCGGGUUCUUAAUAUUUGCCAUCAUAAAAACACUGGAGUACCAAGACAUGACGUGGUGCGGUGUGAGAGGUUUCCUGGCGUAUUUUUUCAUAGUGGCUGCCUUUCUAUGGAUGACCGCCCUGGCAAUACAAGUCUUAAAUAGCUUUAGACAAACGAGCCCGCGUCCCUUGCUCAAGAGAGAAUUUUUCGCCUACGCCGCGUGCGCGUGGGGCCUCGCAUCGCUGAUGACGGCCGCCAUGGCCACCGUGAACUACGUGGAGGGAAGCCACAGCAAGCCGCGCAUCGGGAUCGACUUCUGCUGGUUCAAUAACGAAUUAGACAAAAGCCAGCAAUGGAUCUACUUCUACAGCGUGAUGCUGAUCUCGAUCGCGAUCAACACGAGCAUAUUCAUCUACAUCUCCGCGUGUCUGAGGAAGCACAAGUUCUCCUCCAGUACCAUCACUGCUCUACGAUACAGGUUUAACCUCAUGCUGCGCUUGUUCUGCCUGAUGGGUCUCCCUUGGAUCUUCGAAAUACUGUCCUCUACGUUUCCGAACUACGUUGUUCUAGAAGCGCUAGCAUUCCUCAACUCCCUAGUCGGGCUCUCCUACUUCCUGUUCCUGGUGGCCCUCCGUCGGCGUGUGGUGAAGGCGCUGCAGCGGCGCGGGUGGCUCGGCCGCUGCGGGGCGCUGGCGGAGCGGCACCUGGCGCGCGCUGAUGAUGAGGAGGCGGGGGACGUCGCCGCCACCGUCGUCGUGCCACUUGAAGCUACGGCUAAUGGCAACCAUUGAAUGGGGAAAGUCUGG